AUGUCUGCUAAAGCUAUUGUUCUAAAGAGUGUUUUUAAUUUAACCGAAUACUACAAGAUGCCCAUUCAAAAUGACAUGGACGACUAUACUCGUUGUAUGGUCGAGGGUGAUGACUCCAUGUGGUGUUCGACAUAUACAAUCAUCAAACCUAAUCGAUCGAACGAGGUCUGGAAUAUCAUUGAAAAAUACUCAAAUGACACUAAACGACAUUACAGGCAUGAUUUAGUUCAAAAAGGUGUUUGUAUUAAAUGGUGUUUAGAUAAGCUUAAGAAUUAUGACAAUGAGACACUGAAGUCGCUGUACGUUGAACCCUUUGACUUUGGAGAUCAAUAUCAUCCGGACUUUACAUUAUACUACAAUGCUACUCAGUACAAGGAAAAGUACGAUUAUUACGUGUCAAUUUGCAGAAAUAUCGAAUUAAUGGAAGAAUAUGGACUUCAAGGUCAUAGCGGAAUUUAUUACUGCCAUACAGAAUUGGAAGAUAAGAGUCCAGAUGUGUAUGAUUGGGCUUUUGUUGUAGUGGUUGGCAUCAUUUUAUUGGUUCUUCUUAAUGGAACUGUCUUGGAUGUAUUUUUGAAUAAGAAGCAAGACAUACAACAUUAUGAAAAUUCCGUGAAGCAAUAUGAUCUUCCAAUUCGUCUUUUACUGGCUUUUUCUAUCCCUCGAAAUUGGUAUCGCUUAAAAGCUCGUCCAAAAUCUCAAGAAGCCCGCGAUCUACGGUACAUUCAAGGACUUCGUAGCAUAACAACUGUCAUAAUUAUCAUUGGUCACGUAACAAUAGUGUAUGCCAUGGGUCCAAUUGUCAACACGGAGUACUUUGAAGGACAAUUUUACCACAUUUGGGAAGCUUUUUAUACCAGUGGAAUGAAUGUCGUUCAAACGUUCAUCGCUAUUUCAGGUUUCUUGAUGGGAGUUCAAUUUUUCGACUUGACAGAAAAGAAGAAAUUCAACUUUAACUACUUCUGGAUCGCUAUCAUCUAUCGUUAUAUUCGUUUAACGCCCAUGUAUGCUCUAGUUAUUUUCUUCGAAGCAACUUGGCAAUACAAACUUGACGAUGGACCAUUAUGGAAAUUAAUUACAGAAGGAGAAAAAAGUUAUUGCCGUCGUAAUUGGUGGGCUAAUUUGUUGUACGUCAAUAACUACGUGAAUGCGAAUCAAGCUUGUCUUGUGCAAUCGUGGUACUUGUCAGUUGAUUUCCAGCUUUUCAUCGUUGGAUUAUUGGUUGUCAUGGCAAUGUGGAAAUAUCCGCAAUAUCGAAACAAAAUUUUGUAUGCUUGUCUCUUCAUUUCGUACACAAUUCCAGCUGUUGUGACUUACGUGUUGGAACUUGAUGGAGUCUUCACUUUGACGCCGCAUGAACGAAAAUUCAUCUACAACUCCGAGUCCAAGGGCUUCCUUUAUUAUUACAUCCCGGCUCACACGAACGCUGGCAAUUAUUUCGCUGGACUUGGCAUGGCUCUUCUCUACAAUUAUUUCAAGAAAAAUCGCAUUGAUAUUAGCAAGUACAAGUCUUUUGUUUUUGGAUUUUACGCCAUUUUUCCAAUAGGACUUUUAGCUUGGUUAUCGGCUUUCUUAUUCUAUACUUACGAAUUUGAAAAACCCGCUUUGUGGAUUGCUCUCUUCGCUGUUUUCUCAAAAAAUAUUUGGGGCAUCUUAGGAGCCUUCUUGAUGUUCGGCUUCAUUGGAGGCAUCGGAGGAAUCAUCAGACGAAUGUUUUAUAUGCCAAUUUUCGGAUCAAUUGGUCGGUUAACGUACUGCAUUUACUUAAUUCACAUGUGCGUUUUUCGCUUCUUAAACGGAGAUAUAAAACGAUGGCCAAGUGUUAGCUGGGAACCGAUGUUACAGAACACAUUUGCUACAUUCACUUUGUCACUCUUACUAGCCAUCGUUCUCUGUGUAACGCUGGAAUUCCCAUUUACAGCUUUACUUAAAGAGGUUUACGGAAAACUAGAUGAGGAAAAUCCUGAAGAAAAAAGACAAAACAAUACUCAUAAAAACACUAGAAAAAUGUAA
Messenger RNA from Culicoides brevitarsis, 2013 nucleotides. RefSeq names its product nose resistant to fluoxetine protein 6-like. The coding region runs from base 1 to 2013 and encodes 670 amino acids. NCBI's taxonomy places the organism in Eukaryota, Metazoa, Arthropoda, Insecta, Diptera, Ceratopogonidae. The record is from RefSeq and is a predicted model, not a curated record. Gene Ontology annotation, molecular function: acyltransferase activity, transferring groups other than amino-acyl groups. The transcript is spliced from 6 exons.